CGUUUUUCCCCCGCCCUCCGAGCUCUUUUUUCUUGUCCGCCUCCAGAAGGUUCCUCGGCGGUUUCUGCUUCGCCUCGCCGGGAAGAUGCUGGGCCAGCGCCCCGUCCUCGUUCUCAGUCAAAACACAAAACGUGAAUCUGGAAGAAAAGUCCAGACUGGAAAUAUUAAUGCUGCUAAGACUAUUGCUGAUAUUAUCAGAACCUGCCUAGGACCAAGGGCAAUGAUGAAGAUGCUGUUGGACCCCAUGGGUGGAAUCGUCAUGACAAACGAUGGCAAUGCUAUUCUUAGAGAAAUUCAAGUACAGCAUCCAGCUGCCAAAUCCAUGAUAGAAAUCAGCCGUACUCAGGAUGAAGAAGUGGGCGAUGGGACCACAUCUGUGAUUAUUCUCGCUGGAGAAAUGCUGUCGGUGGCAGAACAUUUCCUAGAGCAGCAGAUGCACCCCACGGUAAUCAUCAGCGCCUACCGAAAGGCCCUGGAUGACAUGAUCAGCGCUCUGAAGAAAAUCAGCACUGCCGUUGACGUCAGCAACCGCGAGGCCAUGCUUAAAAUCAUCAACAGCGCCAUCAGCACCAAGGCUAUAAACCGCUGGUCAGAUCUGGCCUGCAGCAUUGCCCUGGAUGCGGUCAAAACAGUGGAGUUGGAAGAGAAUGGCAGGAAGGAAAUUGACAUCAAGAAGUAUGCUAAAGUAGAAAAGAUUCCUGGUGGUUUUAUUGAGGAUUCCUGUGUCCUGCCUGGGGUCAUGAUUAAUAAAGAUAUCACUCAUUCUCGGAUGCGCCGCACCAUCAAGAACCCCCGGAUCGUUUUGCUGGACUGUUCGCUGGAAUUCAAGAAGGGGGAGAGCCAGACUGAUAUUGAAAUAACCCGCGAGGAAGACUUUGCUCGCAUCCUACAGAUGGAAGAGGAAUUUGUUCAGCAGAUGUGCGAUCAUUUGAUCAAAGUUAAGCCUGACCUCAUCAUCACGGAGAAAGGCAUCUCCGACCUGGCUCAACAUUUCCUGAUGAGAGCUAACAUCACAGCAAUCCGCCGGGUGAGGAAAACUGACAACAACCGGAUUGCAAGGGCUUGUGGCGCUCGUAUUGUCAGCCGCACGGAUGAGCUUCGCGAAGAGGAUGUGGGGACCGGCGCUCGGCUCUUCGAAGUGAAGAAAAUUGGAGACGAGUACUUUACUUUUAUCACUGACUGCAAGGAACCCAAGGCCUGCACCAUUUUGCUCCGGGGCGCCAGCAAAGAGAUUCUAGCGGAGGUGGAGCGUAACCUCCAGGAUGCCAUGCAGGUCUGUCGCAACGUCCUCGUUGACCCGCAGCUGGUGCCAGGCGGUGGCGCUUCCGAGAUGGCCGUGGCCCACGCCUUAACCGAAAAGUCCAAAGUCAUGACCGGGGUGGAACAGUGGCCCUAUCGUGCUGUGGCCCAAGCUCUGGAAGUUAUUCCCAGGACCCUCAUUCAGAACUGUGGUGCUAGCACUAUCCGUGCCCUCACUUCCUUGCGGGCCAAACACACUCAAGAAGGCAGCCAGACCUGGGGUGUCAAUGGAGAGACUGGCGCCUUGGCUGACAUGAAGGACUUGGGCAUCUGGGAGCCCCUCUCUGUCAAGUUGCAGACCUACAAGACGGCUGUCGAGACGGCUGUCCUCCUGCUGCGGAUCGACGACAUUGUUUCCGGCCACAAGAAGAAAGGCGACGAUCAGAACAAGCAGCCGGGAGCUCCAAAUGCAGCCCAAGAAUAACAACUCCUUGGCGCAACAACAAACCUGGGACGAUUAGAGGAGUCGGAAGAGUAGGAGCCCAGUCAACAUUUCAAGAGACGUGGUUCUUCAACCCCUGGAUUUCAAAGACGGUUGAAGCUCCAAGCAUCAAUUUGGUUUCUAGUUCUAGGUCACGGAGAGGAGGAGGAGGAGGAAGGCGGACCGGCGGCAGCCCUGCGUGUUAGCAUGUUUCCCUCGAGGAAACACGCUUUAUUUAAAUGUACUCCGUAGCUGCUUGGUGGCUUUAUUAAUAAAAAAAAAUGACACCCCUUCACGUUCAUAG
Molecule: messenger RNA, 2024 nt
Organism: Ahaetulla prasina
Lineage: Eukaryota; Metazoa; Chordata; Lepidosauria; Squamata; Colubridae
Gene: CCT3
Product: chaperonin containing TCP1 subunit 3
Exons: 14
Coding region: 86-1723 (545 amino acids)
Biological process (GO): protein folding
Cellular component (GO): chaperonin-containing T-complex
Molecular function (GO): ATP-dependent protein folding chaperone; ATP binding; ATP hydrolysis activity
Source: RefSeq, a predicted model, not a curated record